Molecule: messenger RNA, 402 nt
Organism: Suhomyces tanzawaensis NRRL Y-17324
Lineage: Eukaryota; Fungi; Ascomycota; Pichiomycetes; Serinales; Debaryomycetaceae
Gene: RPL14
Product: 60S ribosomal protein eL14
Exons: 2
Coding region: 1-402 (133 amino acids)
Biological process (GO): ribosomal large subunit biogenesis; translation
Cellular component (GO): cytosolic large ribosomal subunit; ribosome
Molecular function (GO): RNA binding; structural constituent of ribosome
Source: RefSeq, a predicted model, not a curated record
AUGUCUACAUACACCACUGUUAAAGCUUCCAACUGGAGAUUCGUUGAGUUGGGCCGUGUUGUUUUGAUUAACAACAAGGACUUAGCCACUAUCGUUGAAAUCAUCGACCAAAAGAGAGUCUUAGUUGAUGGUCCAAAGAUCCAAAGACAAGCCAUUGCCUUGGCCAAGGUUGUCUUGACCCCAAUUGUCUUACCAAACUUACCAAGAGGUUCCAGAACCGCCACCGUCACCAAGAAGUGGGCUGCUGCUGACAUUGACGCCAAGUGGGCUGCUUCCGCCUGGGCUAAGAAGUUGGCCUCCAAGGAAAGAAGAUCCCAAUUAUCCGACUUCGAAAGAUUCCAAGUCUUGGUCUUGAAGAAGCAAAGAAGAUUUGCUGUCAAGAAGGCUGUCGCUAAGGCUUAA